CAAGUAGACGUGUUUGCAAAGGUGGGUGUUGAAUCAAUUUUUGAAAACUAUAACCAAACACCUACCCCAAACCGACUAUAACCAAACACCUACCUCAAACCAAGCGGUGAAAUUAACUCUAGAAAGCUCUACCAAACAGAGCCUUCACUUUUCUCUUACCUUUCUUGGGUGUUUGCAUUGGUUUGAUAGCUGCAGAUUGGAACAUUUUGAACCAGAAGGGAAAACAUGGGGUGGAAAUCACCUUGAAAAAUUACUGUGAGAGUUGGAGGAUGAAUGUUGAGCUUCACAACAUCUGGGAAUUCGAAGUUGUGGCCAAGGAAUGCACGGAAUACGUUGGAAAAUACAUGAACUCAAUCCAAUACAAGGUGGACUCAGAGAGGGCAGUUGAUAAGUGCACUGUGUUUCUUAGCGCUAGCUGCAGCUUGAAGAGAGAUGGCAGAGAUGCCUGGAUUUUCAACAUCCACGACACACUCUUGUCGACCGUGCCAUACUACAAGAAAUACCAUUUUGGGGGAGAAAAGUUGAACAUGAGCUCUUUGGAAGAGUGGCAGAGUAAGGCUAAAGAAACAGCUCUUGAACACACAUUGAAGCUUUUUAAUGAUCUAAAAGGAAGAGGAAUGCAUAUCAUUUUGGUUUCUUCAAGAAGAGAGCAACUUAGAACAGCCACUAUUGACAACCUUGUUGAUGUUGGUUUCCACGGGUGGACUAGUCUUAUUCAAAGGGGACCAAGUGAUGAAUAUAAGGAAGUACAGAAACACAAGGCUGAUAUAAGGAAGCAAUUGAUUGAACAAGGGUAUCACAUUUGGGGCAUUGUUGGAGACCAAUGGAGUAGCAUUAAGGGACUCCCUACUGCUAAAAGAACAUUUAAGCUUCCAAAUCUCAUGUACUAUGUUUCUUGAUUGAUCAAGAGAGACUCUGUUUACAAGAUUUGUCUUGUGAUAAAAACUCUAUAUUUUAUGUUAGAAAUUAACAAAAAUAAGCUAUGUUUGUAUACUGUUGAUGAGUUGAUUGAUUUUUAUCGA
This is a messenger RNA of Camellia sinensis, 1022 nucleotides long. Lineage: Eukaryota; Viridiplantae; Streptophyta; Magnoliopsida; Ericales; Theaceae. The record is from RefSeq and is a predicted model, not a curated record.